AUGUCGCCCUACGAGGACCUCAAGCUUAUCUCAACAGUCACCACCGAGCGUCACCAUCGCCAUCGACUCAGUGAAGCGCAUUCUGAUUGGGAAGCCCGCGCUAUGCGUUCGACGCUUUUUUCUGGGACUGGGGCGCAGCAGCCGGACUCUGCCGCCGACGAGGAGGAGGAGUACGUCUUCGUCGCCUCGUCUGACGUGUCUUCUGCCGAGGACGCUCAUCACGAUCAGGCCUCCGCCGCCACAGAUCCAACGCCGUCAUCUGGUACGCAGCAGCCGGAACCCGCCAACGACGACGACGAGCAAAAGGAGGGUCGACGCGAUGACAUAGCUUCGCCUUCUGGUCGCGAGCGCCCCGAGCAGCGUGUAAUCAAUGUUGCACCGUCGGACUGCGUAGCGAGGGCGCAACGGUCGGCUCUUUCCCGCGCCGCUCAGGAUCUCUCCAUCACCAGCGAGUGCCAAAGCCUAGUCGAGGCGUGGGCUUCCCGGGAACAGUCCGACCAGGGCGCGUCGGCUGGGACUGCCACUAGUACAGCUGCCACUCGCCGGCUGCGCUUUCUCGAGGCGCCGGGCACUUUCCUCCUCGCCCACUUCGUCAGCUUCCUUCUUCUCACCUUUCCGCCCGUAAUCACAGGCCUCGACAUCUUGAACAAAACUCCAGCUACCCUAUGGCAGCUUUGCCUCUACGUCUUGACGUAUGCAAUCUGUGGGACGCUUCGAGACCUCUGGAUGGCGUAUAUGAGCUCUACAAAUGCGGGCACCACUCAACAGAAGAGAGCGAUCUCGGCGACGCAUGGAGAUUGCGGCACGGCUGUCGCGGCGAAGGCGGCGCGUGCGGCGCUUGUGUGUGCGGUCGGAGAGCUUGCUGGCAUGACUAGGAGUUUCUUAUUUAUGAUGGAGCAGUUUGAUUUUUUGGAUGACUUGGAGUUCAGGACUGAAGUGAAGUCUGGUUGA
Molecule: messenger RNA, 951 nt
Organism: Colletotrichum gloeosporioides
Lineage: Eukaryota; Fungi; Ascomycota; Sordariomycetes; Glomerellales; Glomerellaceae
Exons: 1
Coding region: 1-951 (316 amino acids)
Source: RefSeq, a predicted model, not a curated record